AUGAUCGCUCGACGUCACCUGCCCCCGCUCGCCGCGGCGGAGGCGUGGUGCGCUGAGCUGCCCAUCGGAUCGCUGAUCCGCGUCUCGUAUGAGGGGGGGGCCAUGGACCACGCCAGGAUCGUGCUCUGGCCGAGCCGUCGUCGAGACGCGCGAGGGCGGCAGCGGGGGAAGUCGACGUGCUGGGUGCUGUCCGCCGACGGCGACGUGUGGGAGGAGGACCUGGGCGGGAAGAGUCCCGCGACGGGACCUUCUGGAGGAUCCAUCCUGGGCCAGGUGACAGGGGACCCCCCAGACGGUCGUCGCCUGUGCAGGUUCCUCUCGCUCCCGAGCCUGGGCGAGAUCUUGGAGCGCGCGGCGGAGUGCCGCGAGACCAUGCUUGGUCGAGGCCAGCGAGAGUCCGAGGGCGCGGAGCACGUGAUGCUUCCCGAUGGUGUUGAGCGGCCGGGCCGAGAGUAUUUCCCUUUUUUGAUGGGUGAGCGGCCGUGGGUGCUGGCGGAACCGGUGCCAGGGAUGCCCGUCGGCACGGUGGUGGACCCCUUGCCCGAAGGCGUGGCGCGCGCCGGCAGCCAGGCGUUGGCCCGCCUCUCUGGAGGUGGCCGCUGGGCUCGGCUGGAGCAGGUGGACGCGGACGCCAUCGUCGAAUGGGCUGCUGGUCGUCUGGAGGAGCUGCGAGGGCUGCUUGGAGCCGCCCCCUUGCCGGCGCCCGCGGGAUCCGCGGUCGGCGGCGCCGAGGCCCCUCCGCCCCGGGCGCCAGUGGACCACCCUGGUCCCGACCACCUAGCGGCCGAGGUCGGCCUCGCCGAUGAGCCUGAUGCUCGGAGGGAGACCGCGCCCGAGGGGCCCAACAACGACGUCAGAACGCUCUGGGUCGACUGGGGCGAGCAGGGCGAGCGCAGGAAGGACUUCCGCCGCGCCGUUGCCGAGAGCUCGAACGUGGAGUGGGAUCGCCAUCGCCUGCCCUCUGAUCGGACGUGCCUCCACACGUGCAAGAUGAUGAUGAUGAGCCUGAAUGGCUCACCUCGGGCCUGGCUGGAACGAUUCUUGAGGGGGAAGGGGGUGGCGUCCACGGACAGGGUGGCCCGCGAGCUCAGGGUGCUCUGCGACAUCUUGGAGGAGGCUGGAGAGUUCGACCAGCUCAACCGAGGUGGAUGGGCUUGCCUGGAGGUCGCGGCUCUUCGGUUGAAUCUGCUGGUCGAUGCUCACGGGACCAGCGGCGCGGCGUCCUACUCCAAUGCGAAGUACCUCUCGCCUCUGACGGAGGUAGACCAGCUCGUGGCGCCUGGCCUGCGCUCGCAUGUGUCGAGGCGGGCCAAGGAGGAGUACGAGCUGCUGCAGGGUGACAGGAAGGCCGAGGCGGCGGCGCUCAGUGCGUUGCUCAAGGGGUGCUCGAUCUACGACGCAUCGGGCUCCCCGAGGCGGCCGAUCCAUGACAUCGAUUUUCACAACUUGCCGACUUCGUAUUUUGACCCGCUGCUGAAGCGGAGCAAGAAGAAGUGCCACAGUUUUUUGAAGGAUCACGUCACGAGGUCUCUUGCUGGCAACUUUGACGCCUUCGGAGCAGGCUGGCCUCUUUUUCGUGAAAAAUCUGACGGGCACAAGAUGCGCAUGAUAGUGGACGCCCGCCGUGCCAGCGCCUGGUUCAACGUGCCGCCCAGCGUGCAGCUCCUCUCCUGCGAAGGCUUCGGGCGCGUGGAGGUGAGGCUCCCCGAGGGGGUGGCCAUCGGCUCCGCCCGCGCAGAGGAGUUGCUGGGCAAGUUCAGGCUCUUUCUGGGGAUAACGGACGUUAAGGGCUGCUUCUACCGCAUGCGGAUCCCCCUGAGCCUGGCGAAGUUCUUGUCGCUGCCAGCCGCGCCCGCCCACGUCCUAGGGCUCGCGGGCCAGGAGCUCGAGGGGGCUCGACUGGGGCCGGACACCCUGGUCUCCCCGUGCAUCGGCGCGCUUCCCAUGGGCUUCUCGUGGUCGCUCUUCUUGGCGCAGGGUGCCAACGAGGAGAGAGUGGUUAGCUCGAACCCUUGGCCGGGAGGAGAUAUGACGAUCUCCGAGAGGCUGCUCAUGAGCGACCGAGGGCCCCCGCUGGUCAUAGACGUCGAGCCUGGCCGUGUGGGAGGGGCCUACGUGUACGUCGACAACCUAGGGGUCGACCUCGACCUGCACGAGAGCUCCGUGACCUCGUCCGCGUGCGAGGCUCUGGGGGCCAAGCUGGACCUCGAGCUGAUGAGGUCGGGCGUGAGCGACGGCCGCGUCUGGAAGGUGUGCAUGGGGCUGGGGGGCCUGCUGGCGCGCGGCCGCGCGACGGGGCGAGCCCUGGAGAUGGUGCUCGGUCACUGCGCCUUCUGUGGGCUGGCUCUGCGGGGCUCGUUGAGCUGCUGGCGCGCCUCCUACCGCUUCAUCCAGAGGCACUACCUCGAGCCCGCUCGCCUGUGGCUCGAAGUCAUGAAGGAGGUGAGGCUGUUCCGCGGCCUGCUCGUGCUGAUGGUGCAGGACUGGUGGCGCCCGUGGAACAGCUGCGUGCUCCAGACCGACGCCAGCGAGAGCGGCUGGGGCAUGGCGCAGUUGUUCUGGCCACUCCGCGUGGUGGAGGAUGUCGGGAGGCUGCCCGAGCGGGCCCGCUUCCGCUCCGCGCAGGGAAGGCCUGCGCGAGAGAGCGCGCUCGCUGCCGCCAGCCUGGUCCAGGAUAGCUCGGGGAUGAUCCGCAGCGUCGAGAGUGUAAUGCAUGAGGAUUCCUCGGAGCCCGAUGCUUUGUCCGCCUGGGAUGUUGAUCCAGAUUUUGCCGAAGUCCCUUGGGAGUGGCUCCGAAAGGGGGCCUGGGAGACGGUCCGCUCAGGGGCCUGGCGUUUCCCCGAAGGCAUUUUCAUCCUGGAAGCCAGGGCCCUUGUUAAAGCAGUCCAGAGGCGGCUGCGGGGGCUCAGCGCGCUUGUGGUUCGGGAGCUGCCGCUGCCUUCCAGGCGGCAGGUUCCCUCGGACAGCGAUGGGCGCGCGGGCGCGGACGGCCAGGCUGCGCGGAAGGAGCGGCACUUCGCGGCGCUGGACGACAGGGGCGCCAAUGGACAGGACCCCGCUGGAGACGGAGGGGAGGCCGCCGAGGGCGACAGCAGCUCCAGCGGCUCCGACUCGGGGAUCGAGCGCCCGAGGCGCAGCCGCGUGCGGAUGCAGCAGCUGCGCGCUCGGGGGGCGCAGAGGCGAGCGAAGCUGAACGCCGACGCGAUCCUCGCUGCUCAGGACGCGGGAGUGAGCCCUCUUGGAGACCUUGGCCGUGACGCGGCCGACGCAGGUGAGGUACCAGCGCUACCUGAUCUCUCCUGCUCGCGCGUCGGCCUGAAGCAGGAGGACAUCCUCGCGAGGGCCGACGCCGAGAUCGACGAGAUGUCUAGCAACGACUUGACCGAGAAUUGCUUGCUAGGCGAGCAGAGCAGCUACGGGGAUCAGACCAUGGCGGCCUGGGUCAGCGCGAACCCCGACUUCGGGCGAAUCGGGGGUCGCCUGCUACCCUGUGCGUUGCGCAGGCUGACCCCUGGGCGGCGGCGGAAGGCCUUGGCCCUCCCGGUCUGGUGCGGCCUGGCUUGGAAGCCGGUGCGUCGAGGGCAUCUUCGGCUUGCGCUCUUCCUCGCGGCGGGCGUCUCGACCUGUUCGCGGCCCUCGACCUUGCUGGCCGCCCAGAGGUGCGAUCUCGCCCCCCCGACGACGGGUGCCAGCCGCCACUGGGCCUUGCUGACUCAUUCUCGAAAGCGGAGGGAGCCCAGCAAGAGGGGCCACUUCGACCAGGCAUGCCCGUUAGACUCUCCGUGCCUCCAGGGCUGGGAUGCAGUGUUCAAGUCCAGGCACCGCUACGAGCACAGCAGCAG
Molecule: messenger RNA, 3842 nt
Organism: Prorocentrum cordatum
Lineage: Eukaryota; Dinophyceae; Prorocentrales; Prorocentraceae
Source: the annotation of a GenBank genome assembly